Messenger RNA from Penicilliopsis zonata CBS 506.65, 6189 nucleotides. RefSeq lists its product as hypothetical. Gene Ontology annotation, molecular function: protein binding. The transcript is spliced from 9 exons. Bases 1 to 6189 code for a protein of 2062 amino acids. The record is from RefSeq and is a predicted model, not a curated record. Gene Ontology annotation, cellular component: SAGA-type complex. NCBI's taxonomy places the organism in Eukaryota, Fungi, Ascomycota, Eurotiomycetes, Eurotiales, Aspergillaceae.
AUGUCAAUUACUGGUGGUAUUUUCUCAAUCGAUCUCUAUCCACGCACAAGACAUUGUUUGCUGAACCUAGUGACACAACAGUAUCCGUUUGGGCCGCCAGCCCCUCCACAACACGGGGCCAACCCACCCAGCUUUCUUCCGAUGCCAAAGGCGAGCGCAUUGCUUACGCAGUAUGCCAAUAAAUCUAUCUUCCUGAGGUCCAUCGACGACCCCGCGGUUGCCCGCCAGUACACAGAACACAAGGCACAAACAACGGUCGCCCGGUUUGCUCCAUCCGGGUUCUAUGUUGCCAGUGGCGAUACAAGCGGGGUUGUGAGAGUGUGGGAUUGUGUCGGUGAAGGAACGACCAAGGGGGAAUAUAACAUUGUCAGUGGCAGGAUCAAUGACCUCGCAUGGGACGGUGAUUCCCAGCGCAUCAUUGCCGUCGGGGAGGGAAAACAGCGGUUCGGACACUGCAUUAGCUGGGACAGUGGAAACACUGUUGGUGAGAUCACCGGACACACCCAAGCGAUCAAUUCCGUGUCGAUCAAACAGCAGCGACCCAUCCGGGCGGCUGCCGCGGGCGAUGACAAGACGACCGUGUUCUACCAUGGCGCGCCCUUCAAAUUCAACACUGGAAUUCGUGGCAAGCAUACGAACUAUAUCUACGGGGUUGGGUUCAGCCCCGAUGGCUCUAACUUGGUCAGCGUUGGUGGAGACCGUGCUAUCUGGCUGUACGACGGCAAAACGGGUGAAACGAAAGGCAAGAUUGGGGAAGGCGAGCACAAAGGCAGCAUCUUCAGCGUGUCAUGGUCGAAAGAUUCGCGCAAGUUUGCGACGGCUAGUGCAGACAGGACCGUCAAGAUCUGGGACGUUGAAACAGGAAAGGUUGCGCAAAGUUGGUCAUUCGAAGAGGGGGUAGAGAACCAGCAAGUCGGUGUGGUUUGGCCCCACGGCCGAAGCGAUGGCCUUCUCAUCAGUCUCUCGCUUGGGGGGGUUCUCAACUACCUAGUCGAAGGCACCCCGGAACCUAGACAGGCUAUCCAAGGCCAUCAGAAGAAUAUCACUUCAAUGGCUAAACUCAGUACAAGCUCUGGCGAGGAAACAUUAUGGACCGGGAGCUCUGAUGGUCGGAUCCGUAGCUGGGACAUCGGAACAGGUUUUGCAACUGAAAUUAAAGGCGAUCAGCACUCGACCUACAUCGCCGGCUUGGCUGGCACCAAUGAGGACAACGGCCGUCUUUACAGCGCAGCUUGGGAUGACACCAUUCGAUCUGUUGACAUGGAUAAGAAGAUGUACACUGGAACCACUGUCAAGCUCUCCGGUCAACCGAAGGGCGCGGUCGCGAGCGACUCCACAGUCAUAGUUGGGAAUUCAGAGGGUGUCGAACUCUUCCGAGAUGGCCAGAAGAUAGGCGAUUUCAAGUCAAAUGUUCCGGUCACCACUGUUGCCGCUCAGGGAACAGUCGCUGCUAUUGGAGGCGAAGACUCGUCGGUUCAGAUCUGCAAUAUCGGCAACUCAACACUAACCCCAAAGAUAGAGGUAAAGGCAGGCCGUAGCCCGGUAUCUGCUUUGGCGUUCUCACCAGAUGGCUCCUUGAUCGCUGCUGGUGAAGCACGAGGCCGAAUCCUUGUUUUUAAGGUUUCUGACGGCAGUCUGGUCACUGACCGUUGGACGGCACACACUUCUCGAAUCACUUCUCUCGUUUGGAACGACAAGGGCACCCAUGUCGCUAGCGGAGCUCUGGACACCCAUAUCUUCGUUUGGAGCUUGGCGAACCCAGGAGAAUGGAUUAAAAUGGCCAAUGCUCACAAGGAGGGGGUGAAUGGGGUGGCUUGGAUUGCUCAAGGAUCUAAGAUCGCGUCGGCUGGUGCCGAUGCUGCUCUCCAUCCAGCUACCUUCGUCCUACCGAGAACCGGACAACGUCUUAAAGGGCUCGUAAAUCUUCAGGGUCACAACGAGGCCAACAAUGGCUCUACAGUCGGUGAGCGGCAGCCGCUGCUUCCACGAGAAGGCCCAGACGAGCAUAAAGGCCUUUGCACAAGGAUAGCCGGGAAGAUUGCAAGUCUAUAUCAUCAACUGCUUGGAUUUAUGACGUCGGAGCUAGGGAUCGGAAUCUUGAAAUGCAGCCUGGCAUAUCUGCUUGGUUCUCUCGCUACUUUCAUUCCGGUCAUUGCGUCUUUUCUCGGGCAUCAAGAUGGCAAGCAUGUGGUUGCUACCAUCACGGUCUAUUUUCAUCCGGCGAGGACCCGAGGGAGCAUGUUCAAGGCUUCGAUAUGUGCCUUUCUGGCCUUUCUCUAUGCCGCCUUCAUCUCAGUUACGAGCAUGUGCAUAACCAUGUUCUUUCAAGACCAGCUCAACCUCCUUUUACUCGGCCAUGUUCUAGUGCUCAUAGUAUUUGUCGGAGGGGGUUUUGGGUUCAUGGGGUGGACAAAGCAGCGGUUGGGAGACCCGCUCGUCAACGUCGCCUGCUCGCUAGCCUCUUUGGCUUCAGUCACCGUCCUGACGAAAGAGGGCGCGGUACAAAAUGGAGAGAUAUCGUUUGCAAAAAUUUCGCAGGUCCUCAAGAUGGUCAUCAUGGGUGUCAGUGCGUCCAUGGCUGUCUCAUUCCUGGUCUUCCCCAUCUCGGCACGAAAGAAGCUCAGAGCUAACAUAGUCAAUGUGACUGGGACCCUGGCGAUCAUGCUGGCGAUUAUUACGGAUAGCUUCCUCAGUGGUACUGAAGAAGAACUUCGUUCAGAGCGUUUUAUAGAAGCCUCUAAGCGCCACAAAAAGGCGUACUCACAGCUUGAUAAACUGGUCAAGGAAGCAAAGCUUGAGCACUUCUUCGCUGGGACCGAGAGAGAGUACAGACUAGAGAAGAAUUUGGUCCGGUGGGUACAAGACAUUACUCACAACAUGGGUGGUCUGCGUAGUGCAGCUGCUCUCCAAUUCCAACUGCUGAAGCAGACCGAACACCCUCAACCAGCUCAGAUGCCUGACCAGAGGAUCCAGCCUCCCAGGUUUGCAUCAGCAGCGACUUUCUGGUCCUUUCAUGAAACACCCAUGUUACUCACACCGAUUGAUGAAAUCCCGGAAGAAGAAACACUGGCCACCUCUAAGGACCCUUUACCUGGGGAGGCAACAAAAGAUGGUGAUGCGGGUCUUGCCCAAAGCUACCAUCCGGCCGAUAUAUUUGAAGUAUUUAUAAGUCACUUAGGGCCAUCUAUGCGCUCAUUUGCAUUCACAAUGAAGGAAAUAUUCCAGGAAAUUCCAUUCGGGCCAUCUCCAGAUUACAAGGUUUCAGUCAAUAGCAAGUUUCAGAACAGUCUCGAAACUGCGCUUUUGCUUUAUUGCGAGUCUCGGAACGAGGCUUUGGCUUCUCUAUACCGACAAAAGGAGGUUAUGAAGGUCCAGAGUUCGGAAGCAGAAGCAGAUCUGGAAGAGGUCUCUGCAAGUUGUGGACAUUUCAGCUUCUCACUUCUCGAAAUAGGUGAACAACUAAAAGACUUACUCGCCAUAUUGGAUGAACUGCAGCUCGAAGUUGAUGAGAGACCCAGAGGAAGAUCAUGGAGCUGGCUUAUGUUCUGGAAAUCAAGAGAUGUUGGGGUAUCUGAUAAAAGCGUUGUAAACUUUGGUGAGAAGCAUCUUCCCCCAUAUACUCUAAGUAUUUACAUCACUGAACCAGGAAUAGAUCAUUUAUCCACAACCUUUGCAAUUGGAAGCCAUAAAUACUCAAUGGCCGACUCUGAUCCAUCUCACUUGGAGAACCAGCGAACUCUGCCUUCUGCUGAAGAACCAGAAGAUUUUCGAGGAAAAAAGAGGAUCGGUUAUCGCAUCUGGAAAGCCCUUGAAUUUUUUCGCCGAGAUGACACCAAGUUUGCAAUCAAGGUUGGAGCUGGAGCAGCAAUCUAUGCUUUACCCUCAUUUCUCUCUGAGUUCCGGCCAUUCUAUGCUCGCUGGCGCGGAGAAUGGGGUCUCGUAUCCUAUAUGUUGGUUUGUUCGAUGACUAUCGGUGCCUCAAACACCACGGGGUAUGCUCGAUUCCUUGGUACAUGUCUCGGAGCAGUCUGCGCAAUAGCGGCAUGGUACAUGGCAGCUGGCAAUGCAGCUGUCCUUGCCUUCUGUGGGUUUUUAAUGGCAAUUUGGACGUUCCAUCUCAAUCUUGCGAAAGGCCAGGGGCCGAUGGGACGAUUCAUUAUGCUCACAUACAACUUGUCCGUUUUAUAUGCCUACUCCCUUUCUCAGAAAGAGGCCAAUGGCGAUGAGGAUGAAGGGGGCGAAAAUCCCGUCAUUACUGAAAUCGUGCUCCACAGAGUUGUUGCGGUCUUAUCUGGGUGCAUCUGGGGCGUCAUCAUCACGCGUGUAAUAUGGCCUAUCAGUGCUCGCGAGAAGCUUAAAAACGGGUUGAGCUUGGUCUGGUUGCGGAUGAGCCUGACAUGGAAGCGCGAUCCAUUGUCGCUCAUGGCACAAGAGGGAACUACAAAACUGUUGAUGACUCCAAGAGAGAAACUCGAACUUGAACGCUUCUUGUCUCAUCUCGAGUCUCUUCAUGGCGCCGCUUCCUCUGAGUUCGAGCUGAAAGGCCCAUUUCCCGAUACCACAUACAGCAGCAUCAUUCGCCGUACAAGAAGCAUGGUCGAUGCUUUCCACGCGAUGAAUCUGGAGCUCAUGAACAACCUGACAGCUUCUGAGGGAGAGCUUUCAAUGCUUCGGUAUACCGCCAAGGAGAGACUGCAUUUAUCGGCACGCAUCAGCCACCUCUUAACUGUCCUUGCAUCAUCGAUGAAACUCGAAUAUCCUCUAAGUGAUGUUCUACCAAGCAUAGACCAUGCCAGAGACCGUUUGCUGGCGCGCAUUUUCCAUUAUCGCAGAGACCUAACCGUUUGUCAAUCGACCACAGACGAGGAUUAUGCCUUGCUAUAUGCCUACAGUAACGAGACUGCCACAAUGCAAAUCGAUCCGGCAGCUCUGAACCGGACAGACUCGGCUGCGAAUGCAGUACCGACUUCCAAGAGCUCUUCUACAACCGUAUCCGUGCCACAGAAACUGACCAAGGCGUUGUUAUCAGUCCCGCGACUGGAGCUGGAGCCUAUCUACACGGAGCUGAAAGCUGCAAUCGGCGACAACUGGGCGGAAUACAAGCAAGCUACGAGUCUGUUCCUCUUAGGACAUCUAAAUCAGAAUGAGCUCUCCGCGCGCGUGGACCAUAUCAUAUGCGUCGAUUCCAAGACCGAACAUCUACAUAACAAUUUCAUUUGCGCGAUUAUAGGGAAUCUAUCCCGAGACCUCCCUGAUCAUGGCGUUGCAAGCUGGGUGUCAGCGAACGACAAGCCGUCGGUCGUGUCGAAACCCGUAUCCGGCGAUGUUGCGGAGCAGAGAUUGAAGACGGAGGUAAUGCAGCUGCCGCCAAGGGACCGUCGCAGGAUAAAGGGAAUUCCAGAGCGUGAUCCAAGUGAGACUGUGCGGCACGAACUGGAAGAAUAUCAUCUGGCGAAACAGAUAAAGCUUCCUAGCCAGGUCCCAGCAAGUGCCGGUGGCUUAAAUAAAACAAAUUGGGAACUUGAAAUCCGAAAGCGUUACGCGCAACCGCUAGCAGCAGAGACGGGUGAAUUCCCCGAUGCAGAGUCAAUACAUACACGCAUGGUUCCUAUAUGCUACGAAGAGUCGAUCGUCAGCGGUGCUGGACUCCCCUGCGCCGAGUUUAUGGCCAUCGCAACAGAGACGUUUGUAAAGGAGGUCCUUUCUGUUGUGUUUUCGCGGACGAGACUUAAUGGUCCAUCCGGCACCAUCAACGGUAUGAUGACCCUCAAAUACCGACAACAGCUUGAACGAGAAGAGCUGGCAUUCACCCGUGGCGAUAUUUCCAAGGACAGCGCAACUGGUCUACUCCCUGUCGAGGCCAAAGAAGCAAGCUAUAGGAAACCAUUGGGCGUCAGAGAUCUCCGUUUGGCUUUGGAGCUUGGCACCGGGGUGCUCGGUCACAUGCCGCUCAUUAUCGACCAGAUCAUGGGUGGUUCUGUGGAAGAGGAUUUCGACAUGAGCCCACGACGAGAGAAAGCGAUAGACGAGUUGGCGGAGGUACACCGCGAUGAACCCAAAUCACUCACCUUCCGCGACGAGAUGGAUAUCGACGAUGUCGAUGCGUCAUCGGACUGGGAAUAUGAAGCCGCAGCAAACAGAGAACAGCUGGAAACCUUGCUUGAUGAGUGUCUGUCCAUGGCAUCGUAA